CUAGUCGUUACCACAAUGCCCAGCGAACCUCUCCUUCCUCUUGAGCUCAUUGACAAGUGUGUCGGUUCGAAGAUAUGGGUGCUGAUGAAUGGCGGGAAAGAGUUUGUCGGAAAACUUCUUGGUUUUGACGACUACGUGAACAUGGUCCUCACCGACGUGACUGAAAUCGACCCGAUUGAGGGCAAGACGCAGCUUGUCAAGAUCCUGCUCAAUGGGAACAACAUCUGCAUGAUGAUACCUGGAGGAGACGGGGAGGAAGUGUGGGAAGAAUGAGGGGAGGAGCAAUGAAGACGAGUGCAGCUUGUCAUGUCGCCAGCGCAUUCCUCGUCGGGGGUGUCAACACGGUGCAGCCAUGGCUACCACUGUCGCCCUCGCAAGACAGUCUCGAGAAGCCACCGAAAUGGCAGUAGAGUGCAUACAAAGAUGGCACAGUACCUAUGUACCUAACUCCCUUGACGGCGACGCUCAAUGGUGCGGAGCAAGCUUUGGAGACAUCAAAUGAGUUGAUUUGUGCCCUCCAUUCAGCCAUGUGGUUGGUUGCUAGCUGGAAGAUAGACCGGGAAGAUCGCAAUCUGAAAUACCAUCCAUCGGUUCAACACGAUUACGAGG
Messenger RNA from Westerdykella ornata, 609 nucleotides. RefSeq names its product LSM-domain-containing protein. Gene Ontology annotation, molecular function: RNA binding. Gene Ontology annotation, cellular component: Lsm1-7-Pat1 complex; U4/U6 x U5 tri-snRNP complex; U6 snRNP. Bases 16 to 273 code for a protein of 85 amino acids. The record is from RefSeq and is a predicted model, not a curated record. Gene Ontology annotation, biological process: mRNA splicing, via spliceosome. The transcript has 6 exons. NCBI's taxonomy places the organism in Eukaryota, Fungi, Ascomycota, Dothideomycetes, Pleosporales, Sporormiaceae.